Parascedosporium putredinis is the source of this 1629-nucleotide messenger RNA. Lineage: Eukaryota; Fungi; Ascomycota; Sordariomycetes; Microascales; Microascaceae. The record is from the annotation of a GenBank genome assembly.
AUGGAUGUCCAAACCAGCGAUGUCGGCGUACCGACCUUCUGGGGCACCUCAGGCAGGAGGCUCCAGAUGAUGGUCACCGCCGUCGCGACCACCGAUUUCCUCCUCUUUGGGUACGACCAGGGCGUCAUGUCCGGCAUCAUCACCGCCGAGGCCUUUACGCACGACUUCCCCGAGGUCGUGUCCGAGGGCAGCGCCUACGAGGGCUUCGUCACCUCCAUCUACGCCGUCGGCUGCCUGUUCGGCGCCCUCUUCAUCCUGGGCUUCGGCGACCACCUCGGCCGCCGCAUGUCCAUCUACCUCGGCGCCGUCGUCAUGAUUAUCGGCGUCAUCAUCCAAAUUGCUUGCGUGCCCGUGAGCGGAGGCACCACCGCCCAGUUCAUCAUUGGUCGCUGCAUCACCGGCGUCGGCAACGGCAUCAACACCUCCACCAUCCCCACCUAUCAGGCCGAGUGCAGCCGCUCCCACAACCGCGGGAAGCUCAUCUGCAUAGAGGGCGGCAAUGUCGCCAUCGGCACUCUGAUUGCGUACUGGAUCGACUACGGCUCCAUCUACGGGCCCCACGCCUUUACUUGGAGGUUCCCCAUCGCGUUUCAGUGCGUCUUCGCCAUCAUUGUGCUGAUCCUCAACACUAGACUUCCCGAGUCGCCCAGAUGGCUCCUCACAAAGGACAGACACGAAGAAGCCUCCAAAGUACUCGCCGCCCUCGCAGGCAAACCCACCAGCGACCCAGAAGUCCGCGCCGAGAUCGCCGCCAUCGUCGAGUCCAUCAGCGCCUCGGGCCACAAGGGAGGCAUAACCCCGAUGUCCGCCCUCUUCACCAACGGCAAGACCCAGCACUUCCGCCGCAUGAUGCUCGGCCUCUCCUCCCAGAUGAUGCAGCAGCUGUCCGGCUGCAACGCCGUCAUCUACUACUUCCCCAUCCUCUUCCAGACCUCCAUCGGCGUCUCCCACAACAUGGCCCUCCUCCUCGGCGGCGUCAACAUGAUUGUCUACUCCAUCUUCGCCACCACCUCGUGGUUCGUCGUCGAGCGCGUCGGCCGCCGCAAGCUCUUCCUCAUCGGUACCGUGGGCCAGUGUCUGUCCAUGGUCCUUGCCUUCGCCGCUCUCAUCCCCGGCACCGAGUCCGCCGCCAAGGGUGCCGCCGUCGGCCUCUUCACCUACAUCGCCUUCUUCGGCGCCACCUGGCUUCCUCUUCCUUGGCUCUACCCCGCCGAGAUCAACCCGCUCAAGACGCGAGCCAAGGCCAACGCCGUCUCCACCGUGUCCAACUGGCUCUGGAACUUCUUCAUCGUCAUGAUCACCCCCGUGCUCAUCGACAAGAUCAGCUGGGGCACUUACCUCUUCUUCGCCGUCCUCAACGCCAUCUUCUUCCCCAUCAUCUACUUCCUCUACCCCGAGACCUCCCAGCGUACCCUCGAGGAGAUUGACCACAUCUUCGCCAAGGGCUUCGAGGAGAACAUGAGCUACGUCCGCGCCGCCAAGGAGCUGCCGCGCCUCGGCACCGAUAUCCAUGACCACUACGCGCGCGAGGACACUGAAAAGGCUGGGCCUUCCACUGGUACCGACUCCGUUUCCGACAACGGAUACUCCCCUCCUGGUCAGGGCGAGAAGGAGAAGAAUGAAGCUUGA